Humulus lupulus (European hop) is the source of this 1456-nucleotide messenger RNA. RefSeq names its product magnesium-protoporphyrin IX monomethyl ester [oxidative] cyclase, chloroplastic. The transcript is spliced from 5 exons. Gene Ontology annotation, cellular component: chloroplast thylakoid membrane. Bases 71 to 1273 code for a protein of 400 amino acids. Gene Ontology annotation, molecular function: magnesium-protoporphyrin IX monomethyl ester (oxidative) cyclase activity; metal ion binding. The record is from RefSeq and is a predicted model, not a curated record. NCBI's taxonomy places the organism in Eukaryota, Viridiplantae, Streptophyta, Magnoliopsida, Rosales, Cannabaceae. Gene Ontology annotation, biological process: photosynthesis; chlorophyll biosynthetic process.
CUCCAUCCCCUUAGUCUCCCAAAAUCCGCCAUAACCAAACAUCUCUCGAGCUCUCCCCAAGAGACCGAACAUGGCGGCAGAGAUGGCUCUCGUAAAACCCAUUUCGAAAUUCAACAAUGUAACUCCGAAAUUCGUCAUUCCGAGGAGCUUUUCCAAGUUCAACUCCGUACGAAUGUCUGCCACUACUUCGAAGCCAGCCGGCAAGAAGGGCUCUAAGACGGGUAUCAAAGAGACCCUUUUGACGCCGAGGUUUUACACUACGGAUUUCGAUGAAAUGGAGACCCUUUUCAACACUGAGAUCAACAAGCAGUUGAACGAGGCCGAGUUCGAAGCUCUGCUUCAGGAGUUCAAGACUGAUUAUAACCAGACCCAUUUCGUGAGGAACAAGGAGUUUAAGGAAGCUGCUGAUAAAAUGCAAGGCCCUCUUAGACAAAUCUUUGUGGAGUUCUUGGAAAGGUCCUGCACUGCUGAGUUCUCUGGCUUCCUUCUUUACAAAGAGUUGGGAAGAAGACUCAAGAAAACCAACCCAGUUGUGGCUGAGAUAUUCUCUCUCAUGUCCAGGGAUGAGGCCAGGCAUGCUGGGUUUCUGAACAAGGGUUUAUCUGAUUUCAAUUUGGCUUUGGACUUGGGAUUCUUAACGAAGGCAAGGAAAUACACAUUCUUCAAGCCAAAGUUCAUCUUCUAUGCCACAUAUUUGUCUGAGAAGAUUGGGUACUGGAGAUACAUUACCAUAUACAGACAUCUUAAGGAGAAUCCUGAGUACCAGUGCUAUCCAAUUUUCAAGUACUUUGAGAACUGGUGCCAGGAUGAGAACCGUCAUGGCGAUUUCUUUUCUGCACUCAUGAAAGCGCAGCCUCAGUUCCUCAACGACUGGAAGGCAAAGCUGUGGUCUCGAUUCUUCUGCUUAUCGGUGUAUGUGACAAUGUACCUGAAUGAUUGCCAAAGAACAGCUUUCUAUGAAGGCAUUGGGCUCAACACAAAAGAAUUUGAUAUGCAUGUCAUCAUUGAGACAAAUCGCACAACAGCUCGAAUUUUCCCUGCUGUUCUAGAUGUUGAGAACCCCGAAUUCAAGAGGAAACUGGACAGAAUGGUGGUGAUUAAUGAGAAGCUGCUUGCUGUUGGGGAGACUGAUGAUAUUCCCUUAGUGAAGAACUUGAAGAGGAUCCCACUUGUUGCUGCAUUGGCCUCUGAGAUCUUGGCUGCUUAUCUAAUGCCGCCUAUCGAGUCAGGAUCUGUUGAUUUUGCAGAAUUUGAACCGCGUCUAGUGUACUAAUUUUUUGUUCCUUCCUUCAUUUUCUUUGUACAAGUUUCUUCUCAUCCAUGGCUACUGUAUGAUAGAGUGGAACAUGUUCUGUAGAGGGUCUCUUACAAUCUUGUAAUAAUAGAACAUAUUCAUGGACUUUGCCUUAUCUUUUGUUUUUUUUUCUUCAUAUUUUAAGAUUAAAUCUUGGUGAUU